AUGAAACCCGAGGCAACGGCCGGAGCCCGGGAGGCUUGGGGACGUGUCUGUCACUGCCCCAGGGACGGUCCCUGGGGACCACCAUCGCCACGCGGGCCUGAGAGCCAAACACCAUGGAGACCCUGGAUCCUCACCUCCCAGGAUGCUGAGGCCACCAGAGCUAGAAUCGAGCUCGAGCCUCGGGAUGACCAACAAACCUUUGGAUCAAAGGGUGCCUUUGGGUUUCAGCAUUCUAUAUUUAGACUUUACCUACCCAUUUCUAAGCGUCAAGAGUAUCUGCACAGUUCUGGGGAGAAGGUGCUGGCCAGUUUCCCCGUGCAAGCCACCAUUCACUUCUACAACGAUGAGUCUGAUUCAGAUGAGGAGCAGGAGGAGGACACCCAGCCCUCCGACCUUCAGUGCCAGGAGGUGGAAGAUGGCCCAGGAGGAAAGGGCAGAGACCGGCCGACAAAUCCAGGACGGCAACCCCGAGGCUGCAGUGGCUUCGGUGGUAAGGGUCCACUCCCCCACCCUGACUCCACGAUGGAGGAUACUGCGUGCCCCUCAUCCAAAUAA
Messenger RNA from Hippopotamus amphibius kiboko, 555 nucleotides. Its product is annotated as protein ripply3-like. The transcript has 2 exons. The record is from RefSeq and is a predicted model, not a curated record. Lineage: Eukaryota; Metazoa; Chordata; Mammalia; Artiodactyla; Hippopotamidae. The coding region runs from base 1 to 555 and encodes 184 amino acids. Gene Ontology annotation, biological process: negative regulation of transcription by RNA polymerase II; embryonic pattern specification. Gene Ontology annotation, cellular component: nucleus.